AUGGUGAAAACAGGGUGUGCACGCCGGUUUGUGCGUGCUGCUAGCACGGUGGCUACGGUAGAAACCAUUCCAAAAUUUCCCCGUGGCUCCAGGAUCUUUUCGUUGAUCCAACCAACUGGUAAAAUCCAUGUUGGAAACUACUUAGGCGCAGUGAGAAACUGGAAACAAAUCAUCGACGAGUCUCCCGAAGGAGUCGAUUGUAUUUUCGGAACCGCCGACCUUCAUUCGUUGACUCAAGCUCCUGCUGCUGGUGACCUCUUGGAGAACAGAUACGGCGCCAUGGCAAGUCUUCUCAGUUCUGGAAUCGACCCAGACAAGUGUAUUCUUUUCCACCAGUCGAGUGUACCUGAGCACUCAGAGCUCUACUGGAUCUUGACGUGUAUCACUAGUAUGGGGGCACUCAACAGAAUGACGCAAUGGAAGCUGAAAGCCUCGAUUGACGAGACUCUGAAUAUUUACUCAGAACAGGUUAUGGGAAAGACUAAAGCGGGCAUUUUGUUGUACCCUGUACUCCAAGCUGCAGAUGUUUUGCUUUACAACUCCACACAUGUUCCUGUUGGUGAUGACCAGAGCCAACACUUGGAGUUGUGCAGAGGCAUAGCUUCGUCGUUCAAUCAUACAUACGGUGAGUUUUUCACGCUCCCCACCACUAUAUUGACGCCAACAAAGAAGAUUCUCUCUCUCAGGAAUCCAGAAAAAAAGAUGUCUAAGUCUGAUAAGGACCAGUCAUCAUCGGUGUACAUGACGGAUGAUGCAGAUACCAUUGCGAGGAAAUUCCGUAAAGCAGUGACAGACUCUAUUCAGGGCGAAGUAACAUUCGAUCCAGUGAAGCGUCCGGGAGUGUCGAACCUCGUUAACAUCAUUGCUGGAAUACAGAACAAUACGAUUGACGAGACAGUGAAGAAUAUAUCAUGGAUGACAAGUCACAAACAGCUCAAGGAUUAUGUGACGGAAAUGGUCGUUGAGGAGUUCAAAGACAAGAAAAGAUUGUAUGACUCUUUGAUGGAGGAUAGGGCCAAUCUUGAUGCCAUUUGCAGGCGAGGAGCAGAUAGGGCCCGAGAGAUUGCGUCACGCAAUCUUGAACAAGUGAAGAAGCAGGUAGGACUUUCCUGA
Messenger RNA from Sungouiella intermedia, 1113 nucleotides. NCBI's taxonomy places the organism in Eukaryota, Fungi, Ascomycota, Pichiomycetes, Serinales, Metschnikowiaceae. The record is from the annotation of a GenBank genome assembly.